Messenger RNA from Salvelinus sp. IW2-2015, 3269 nucleotides. Its product is annotated as SUMO-specific isopeptidase USPL1. Lineage: Eukaryota; Metazoa; Chordata; Actinopteri; Salmoniformes; Salmonidae. Gene Ontology annotation, molecular function: SUMO binding. Gene Ontology annotation, cellular component: Cajal body. The record is from RefSeq and is a predicted model, not a curated record. Gene Ontology annotation, biological process: protein desumoylation; Cajal body organization.
AUAUUAGCAAGAUUUGGGGUCUAGCGUUUUUUCAAACUGCUAGCUAGCAUGGCAUUGCUAACAACUAGCAAAAACCGCACCACGUUAUAGCUAACGUUACUAUUUUUUUCACAGCAACAUUAAAUCCCAUUCCCUGCAUUGUCAUAUCAACUGUGUUACGGACAUUAUGUAUUAUUAUGGGUGUAUAACGUUUAGCAAUUAAUUUAGUUAACUUCGCUAGAUAUACAAACGUAAUGCCAACGUUUUGCUGCGUGUACUUUGCCAAUGUACUGUCUGUCAGCGUGACAAUUGUUAUCUUUGACUAACUAAUUGACCAGCAUCUGCGUUAGACCCCUCUGACUCCCAGAAAGCUCCGAUUCAAUCUCCCAUUCACUAGCUCUGCAAGCGUUAUAAUUGCAAAAUGCGUUCAUUGAAUUUCGCCGAGAAACUACCUUCAUUUACUCCCGUUAUGGCCGGUAUAUACUUCCACAAAAGGCGUAAGUAAAUCGGCCCAAUAAAAAUAUUAGCUCAAAUACCUUUUCAGUAUAUCCUGUUACUAUCAUCCGUAAAAUAUAUUUUCAAAUCAAUUGGUCCUGAUUUAAGCAUGAUCAACAGUACAACUAUGAAACUCGAAGAACCAAAAUAACUUAGCUCAUUGGAUUAUUAUUAUUAUAACGCCUAUGAAUCGGAGCAUUCUGGACUUUAGAGGUCCCUAACGCAAAGAUACUGGUUGAACUAGGCAACUACUUAAUCAUGUAACCAUAUAUUCUACCCCUGAAAGACAGUGCUUAGCUACACUAAUCUUCAGUUCUGCUGGCUAGAAUAGGGCUGUGUAGUCAAUAGUGUGCACAUCUGAAUAAAUAUGGUAGUCAAUUGCAGGUGUCUUGUCAGUAGGCCGGUGUUCCAUUGGCUGACAUGGGUUCAUUCUCUGACUCUUCUUUAGAUACAUACAUCUCUUGGUAACAUGAUACUACUCACUGUACCUAACAUAUAAUGCUUUGUUGUUGUCCCUCCCCCAUAGCCUACCAUGCUGAGGUGGUGAGACUGGGUGGUCACAGUGAUAUGGUAAUGUAAAGUGAAUGACGCAGGACACUGACAGUACUGGCCACGACAACAAGAAACAGCAGUGGUUUGCCUGUGAUGAGUGGCGACGGCACUGGUUUGGGGGCCCCUGGCCUGCUAGCAGGGUAUUGGGAAAAAAUCCAGGAACGCUCAGCUUUGUUGGAGACCUGUCCAUGGUGUGCUGCUAAAGGACAGUCUCUGGCCCUGCGCUCCUACAGGAUCAACUUCCAGGAGUUCAUCACUCUCUGCACUGACCCACAGUGCCUGUUUCCCUUGGUCUCUCGUCCUUUGGAGGAUGUCCUGGCCAGCCUCGUACCCCCUCUACCCCAAACUCAGACAGGGAGCAAGAGGAAGAGUCACUGCGGGUUGGAGAACGGAAACCCUGUACCUUCCCCCAAACGUGCACGAUCAGUGGAGUCAGAAGUGGCCGAGGACGCCGUAUCACCGAGUGGAGCUCUAUCAGUCAGCGGCAUCACCAACACACUCAAUGGGGAAGAAGAGUGCUUUAAUGGGAAGAAGGAGAGAAUCAGCCAAUCAGAACACACCAACAUGGAUCUGGUGGAUACAACUCUCAAACACACACUUCCUGAGACUGAGAGGGGAGGGGCCAACGGAUACCACAAGGAUUCUGGUUGGUCGAUGCCAGAAGAAAUGGACCAGGAGCUCCUAGAAGAGGAACAAGAUGGUCUCUUUCUCCCAGAGGAGGAUACACCUACUUUAGACAAGGGUUUUCCUCUCCAAAAGAAGACGGUACCGGUCUUACAGGUGGCCGUUUCUGUUGUAGAGCCUACUGUAGAGUCUGAAGGUGCACCAAAGGAGGUUCUCUCUACUUUACAGGAGGCCGUAUUUGCCCUAGACAAUACUUUAUCUGCCCCGCAAGUAGCCAUUUCUGUCCCAGAGAAAAUUUCACGUCCUUUACAUGUGGCCGUUUCUGCCUCAACGUCUGCCCCAGAGAAACCCUUGGCCAAGGCUGCCUUAGUGGAGGUUGUCCCUACCUUAGAGGACACAGUCUCUCUCUUCGAGGUUCUGACUGCCCCAGGGGAAGUUACACCAUCACAUCAGAAGGUUCAUCCUCCCUUACAAAGGACUGUGAAGGUUGUGUCUGCGCCAGAGAAGGUUGUGGGGACACCUGACAUGGAAGCUGUCCUGGUGUUGCAGGAGGCUCUGACCAUCUUAGAGGAGGCUUCACCUGGCAUGAAGGAGGGUCUCUCUGUCUUAAAGAAAGAUGAGGAGUGUUUAAUCUCCUUGGAAAAGGAGGAUGAAGUGGCUAUACUUGUGGCUUUGGAGGAUGUCCCUGCCUUAGAAGAGGUUGAGAAGGCUCUACCUGCCUUGGUGGAGGAUGUUCCUGCUUUAGAGAAAGAUGAGGAGGAGGUGGCUACACCUGCCUUGAUGGAUAAUGAGUACGGAGAGGAGGAUUUGCCUGUCUUUGACGAGGAAGAGCGCCCCCCAGAGGUGAUGUGUAGGCCCUGUAGUGUGGACCUCAGUCAGAGCAGAGUGCCUGUUGAAGUUCAUGAUGAUGAUGAUGAUGAUGAUGAUGGUCCUAUCAAAGCUAGAAGAAGAGCUCAGAACGCCCGGCAACUAAUCAGUAGCGAGGACGAGAUGACCGGCGCAACCAUGGAAACAGAAGGGGAAGGAAGCGUCACAGAGGAAGUGGAAGUUGUGGCAUCACAGACAAAAAAGAAAAUGGGCCGGCCGAGAAAGACUCCUAUUAUUAAAUACACACAGGAAGUGGUGCCCAACUUUGACCCUGAAGUGAUCUCGACUGAGGAGUUGGUUCCGGUUCCCGGGCCUCACCUAUUCUGGAGGAAUGAGAAUAGUCUGUGUUGGCUGGACACCUUGCUGGUAGCGCUGGUGCACCUUCACACCCUGAGGGACAGACGACCCACCAAGAGGCCCGCUGGAGGUCAACCUGUCUGGGACCUGUGUGAGAGGUACAAUCAGGCCUGUGGGCUCAUCACAGCCUACCAACACACUGGCGCAGACGGUGUAGUCAGAGUGCCCUCUGCGGUGUUACAGAGGGUUCAAACUGAGAUGCAGGCCAUCAGGAUGUCCAUCUUUAAACUGCUGGAGCCCCUACUGAAAUGUAAACUGGGUCAGAAUGAGACACCGGUGUUCGCCCUGCCCCUCCUCCUCAGGGCCGACUCCUGGGCAGAACCUCUCUUCCAGCAAGCAUAUGAGUGGCAGUUUGAGUGUAUCUCAACAACUUGUCAACAUGCCACCAACACCAA